Messenger RNA from Mercurialis annua (annual mercury), 1849 nucleotides. RefSeq lists its product as uncharacterized. NCBI's taxonomy places the organism in Eukaryota, Viridiplantae, Streptophyta, Magnoliopsida, Malpighiales, Euphorbiaceae. The transcript is spliced from 5 exons. Bases 131 to 589 code for a protein of 152 amino acids. Gene Ontology annotation, molecular function: fatty acyl-CoA hydrolase activity. The record is from RefSeq and is a predicted model, not a curated record.
UUAGGAAGAAGCCAAGAUGGAGGCAAAGGCGAACAAUUUGUCAUAGAAUAUUAAAUUAAUUUUUGCAGCAAUAAUGUAACUCAAUGAUCAGAUCAAAUCUCAACCAAUAAACAAGUCAAAACGAGCUUAAAUGGAAACUCAGAGAGUAAAAAUGUCGAUCAAAUGGCUUGAAGAUCUAUCCAACGGAAUUACAAGUAACGAAAUCGAAGCUUACUCACUCGGUGGCCUCCAAAUUGUGGAGGCUGAGCCGGGUUUUAUUCGCUGUAAUUUCGUGGUUUCCGAUCGCAUCUCAGAUGGAAAUGGAAACUGGCAAAUGGGAGCUAUGGCUACGUUAAUUGAUGACGUGGGUGCAGCUGCUAUUUGCUCUUUUGCUGGUGAAAUCAAAGCAUCACUUGACUUCAAUAUUUCAUUUUACUCCACUGCUAAGUCUCAGGAAGAAGUGGAGAUAGAGGCAAAGGUAGUAGGAGAGAAAGGAAAGCUAACUUCAGUAGUGAUAGAAGUAAGAAGGAAAGACAAUGGAGAACUUAUUGCUUUGGGUAAGCAAUGGAUGUCCUCUAACAAUAUUGCUAGUAAAGCAAGCGUCUCUUGAUUAUACCAAUAAGGACUUAACCUUAGGUGGCUGUUGCAUUUAUGUACAUAUUCUGGUUAAAGCUCAACUAUAUCUUUUUAGGUUCAUAUUUAAAGUUAGCUUUGCUAUAUUUGACAGUACCUAUAAACUUACGUGUGCAUUAUACUGAUAGAUUGUUUUAGUCACUUUGAUUAUGUUGAACAACUAAUUCUUAAUUUUCCAAGAUCACCGAGGAUAGAUAAGCCUAAUAGGUUGAUUCUAUUUACAAGAAUUGAAAGCGACGGAUAAGAUUCUGAUAGGUGCAGAUUUUUUAUCAGGUAAGCUAUUCAGUCUGGCAAUUUCUUUUUUUGUUCGUCUGAAAUUUACAGCUUUUAUUUUUAUUACGUUUUCUGUCUAUUGUACGAGAAAAAAUACUUCCUGUAUUCAUAACUAGAAGAGGGAAUUGAGAAUUAUAUAAGAAAAAUACAUUCAUAAAUUCAUGCAUAAAAAAUAAGCAGAAGAGAAAUGGAAGAUAAAACUGCGAAAAUCUCCAAGAAAUGGCUUCAACGACUAUCAAAUGGUCUCUGAAGCCAAGUCGAUGUGUUAACUUCUACGAGCCUAGAAGUAGUGCACGUGCAAAAGGGAUAUAUUCGCUGUCAUUUCAUUGUUUCAGACAAUUUAUCAGUUACUUAAUUUAAACUUUACUUAUAAUUAUUAUUUCUUGUCAUUUUUUCUUUCAUUUCCGGUUUUAAUAAUCUUCAUUAUUUUCCAUGAGAAUGUGUUUAUAUAUGAAUGAUUUAGGAUGGUGAAGGGAAUUGGCAUGUUGGGGCUAUGGCAAUCUUGAUUGACAACAUUGCAGGAGCUACAGUCCAUUCAUUUGGUGGAAAAGUUAAACCAACUAUUGAUUUCAGCAUGUCCUAUUACUCCACAGCAAAGAUUCAAGAAGGAGUGGAGAUAGAAGCAAAGGUUGUGGCUGAAAAGGGAAAUCUAGCAUCAGUGACUGUGUAGAUAAGGAGGGCAGAAAAUAAAGAAGUAAUUGCAAUAGCAAAGCAAUGGACGGCAUCAAAAAAUAAGGAAAGUGAACUUUGGGUGGCUAUGGAAGACAACAAUGCUGCCAUAGCCAGUAAGCUUUUGAGCUCACUUACAUUUCCAGAUCUGGCACUAUCAUUGGCGGAAUCGAAAAAAUACGAGGGCGUUAGGGUAAAAAAAGGUCACUGGUGAAGGAACGUGAUGAGUCGAUUAAAGAAUGAAAAUGAUGUUGAAACGGAUAUCUGUUCUAGAAAUAUACCUCUCUAUUUUAUU